This is a messenger RNA of Puccinia triticina, 258 nucleotides long. RefSeq lists its product as uncharacterized. The transcript has 3 exons. NCBI's taxonomy places the organism in Eukaryota, Fungi, Basidiomycota, Pucciniomycetes, Pucciniales, Pucciniaceae. The coding region runs from base 1 to 258 and encodes 85 amino acids. The record is from RefSeq and is a predicted model, not a curated record.
AUGGUCCGAGGACACGCCAAGCCCGCCCGACAGCAUGGAGACCCGGCGCUGAUGAUGUCCGUGUGCAGGGCGAAGAACGCGGCCAAGCAGGGCUCCCAGAAAGGCUCCCAGCUCGGCGCCCAGCAGGCAGUCACCAAGGUCGGAUGCGCGAUCUGCAAGGCCCCCACCCCCUCCUAUAAGCUCCUGGUCACCCACUACGAGGCCAAACAUCCCAAGGAAUCCGUCCCGUCCGAAGAGGCUUUCAAGACCAUGAAAUGA